Nothobranchius furzeri (turquoise killifish) is the source of this 2600-nucleotide messenger RNA. It is a transcript of the gene mccc1, whose product is annotated as methylcrotonyl-CoA carboxylase subunit. Gene Ontology annotation, cellular component: mitochondrion. Gene Ontology annotation, molecular function: metal ion binding; methylcrotonoyl-CoA carboxylase activity; ATP binding. Lineage: Eukaryota; Metazoa; Chordata; Actinopteri; Cyprinodontiformes; Nothobranchiidae. The record is from RefSeq and is a predicted model, not a curated record.
AUCGAUCAAAUAAAUGCAACAAAUUAAAUUUUUUUUGCGAAAUUAGAAAAUGUCAAUUUCUAUUUUCAAAAAUUGAUUAAAAUCAUAUAGUUUUCAGUGAAAAACGAAGAGCCGGACAAUUUACAAUCAAUUUCCUGAAUUUACAGCUUCGCGUUUUCACUGAUAGCGUUAGCAUCGCUAGCCUCAGCAGCUUGCAGCGAUGGCUGCAGUUAUUUUGAGUUUUCCAUCUCUGCAGGGUCUGAGGACAUUCACACAAAAACUGUCAUGGCCCAAAAGAGGCGUGAGGCUGCUUUCAGAAGAGGUGAGGAGAAUCGACAAGGUGUUGAUCGCCAACCGAGGAGAGAUUGCGUGUCGUGUGAUGCGUUCAGCUAAGAAGAUGGGCGUUCGCACUGUGGCGGUGUACAGCGACGCCGACAAACACUCUAUGCACGUUGCCAUGGCAGAUGAAGCCUACCACAUCGGACCUCCUGCCUCCCAGCAGAGUUACCUCUCGAUGAAGAAAGUUUUGGAAGUGGCCAAGAAGUCCGGAUCCCACGCGGUCCAUCCGGGCUACGGGUUCCUGUCUGAAAACACGGAGUUUGCAGAAGCGUGCAAGCAGGAGGGAAUCAUUUUCAUUGGACCUCCUUCCUCUGCCAUCCGAGACAUGGGCAUCAAGAGCACUUCCAAACACAUCAUGUCGGCUGCAGGAGUUCCCAUCAUAGGUGGUUACCAUGGUGAGGACCAAUCAAAUGAGAGGCUUCAGGCAGAGGCUGCUCAGAUCGGAUAUCCUGUGAUGAUCAAGGCCGUUCGAGGAGGAGGAGGGAAGGGGAUGAGAAUCGCACGCUCCGAGUCGGAAUUCCUGGAGCAGUUGGAGUCUGCGAGACGAGAAGCCAGGAAGUCCUUUAACGAUGACGUCAUGCUGAUUGAGAAGUUUGUGGAGGAUCCCAGACACGUGGAGGUCCAGGUGUUUGGGGACAUGCACGGGAAUGCUGUGUACCUGUUUGAGAGGGACUGCAGCGUCCAGCGGAGACAUCAGAAAAUCAUAGAGGAAGCACCGGGGCCUGGGAUAAGCCCCGAGGUCAGGAGGAAACUCGGAGAGGCAGCUGUCAGAGCAGCGAAGGCUGUGAACUACGUGGGAGCAGGGACGGUAGAGUUCAUAAUGGAUGCUCAGCACAACUUUUACUUCAUGGAGAUGAACACCAGGCUGCAGGUGGAGCACCCCGUCUCUGAGAUGAUCACCGGCACCGACCUGGUGGAGUGGCAGCUCAGGGUGGCAGCAGGGGAGCGCCUGCCUCUCCUCCAGGACCGUAUCACCCUUGGGGGCCACUCUUUUGAAGCUCGUAUUUACGCCGAGGACCCAAACAACGACUUCCUUCCAGGAGCGGGGCCUCUGCUGCAUCUAUCCACACCUCCAGCAGAGAAGCACACACGCAUAGAAACGGGAGUCAGAGAAGGGGAUGAGGUGUCUGCUCAUUAUGACCCAAUGAUUGCCAAGCUUGUGGUGUGGGGGGAAGACCGACCUGCUGCCUUAAAGAAACUGCGGUAUUGUUUACGACAAUAUAACAUCGUGGGUCUAAACACCAACAUAGACUUCCUGCUGAGUCUCUCAGGCCACCCGGAGUUUGAGGCUGGAAACGUGAGCACCAGUUUCAUCCCUCAGCACUACGCCGAUCUCUUCCCCGCCCCGAGAGCGCCAUCUGGGGCCACGAUCUGCCAGGCUGCCCUGGGUCUGGUGCUGCAGGAGAGGAAACACACACAGGAGUUCAUACAGACCACCACAGAUCCUUUCUCCCCGUUUGGUUCCAGCAGCGGCUGGAGGAGCAACAUCGAGUUUAACAGGAAUCUUACCUUACAGCUGGGAGACAAGAAAGUCUGCGUCGUCAUCACUUAUAACUCAGAUGGAAGCUACAGGAUGCAGGUUGGUGAGGAGGUCUACCAGGUAUCAGGGGAGGUGGAGGUGGAAGGUGGAGCUUCGUUCUUGCACUGCUCGGUAAACGGAGUGAAGUCUCGUCCCAAACUGGUGAUCCUGGACAACACGGUGCACCUCUUCUCUAUGGAGGGCAGCUACCAGGUGUCUGUCCCCGUGCCGAAGCAUCUAGCUGGUGUGAGCAGCUCGGCCGCUCAGGGUGGAGCUGUGGCCCCCAUGACUGGAACCAUCGAGAAGGUGUUGGUGAAAGCUGGAGAUCAAGUGGCUGCCGGCGACCCGCUGAUGGUCAUGAUCGCCAUGAAGAUGGAGCACACGAUCCGAGCUCCGAAGUCGGGCGUGAUAAAGAAGGUUUUCUUCAGCGAGGGCGCUCAGGCCAACCGGCACGCUGCUCUGGUCGAACUGGAGGAGGAGGAGGGGGAAGGGGGCAGCCAGUAAAGACAUCCUGUAAGAGUUUGGUGUGAUGUGGCGGUUGGAUCAUCAGAAACACUCCAGUCGUUUUUUGUCUGAAGAAAUCUUAUGUGGGAUUUUUGUAGCCGGGCGAUCACCAACUCGCUGCUGCAGCAGCUUCAGCAGAUCGACCCUAACCCGGAGCUACGAGGCCUUUUAGACUAAACUGCUUUAGUUUCCUGAUUAUUUGUAAAAGAUGAAAUAAAAAAGCUAAUAUUAAAAACUGUAAUAAAGGUUUUAGACGAUA